Molecule: messenger RNA, 8030 nt
Organism: Lampris incognitus (smalleye Pacific opah)
Lineage: Eukaryota; Metazoa; Chordata; Actinopteri; Lampriformes; Lampridae
Gene: slc2a4rg
Product: SLC2A4 regulator
Exons: 9
Coding region: 189-1832 (547 amino acids)
Biological process (GO): regulation of transcription by RNA polymerase II
Cellular component (GO): nucleus
Molecular function (GO): RNA polymerase II cis-regulatory region sequence-specific DNA binding; DNA-binding transcription factor activity
Source: RefSeq, a predicted model, not a curated record
GAUACCCCGGGUGGCGGUGGAAAACUUUAUGUAGUGUAGAAUAGAGGUAAUAUACGGAUUAUACCUAUUAACAAAAAAAAAAAAAAAAAAAGACAAUCCAGAUAAAUGUAUCUAAUCCCAGCAAUUUGCACUAUAACCUAUAGAAAGCUGGUUUUCUUUCUUUAGUUCUGACCCGGCCGCGUCUGAAUAUGAAUUCCAAGCGUACGUUGGACAAGCCGUGCGUCGGGAUAAGGGUCGGCGGCGCUGCGACGCAUGCGGAUUUUCGCUGCCAUGCCGACCACUCCGGGCUCCGCGACACGAACGUCGCCUCCGCGGAAAGCGGUCUCAUGCCGGCGGCGUGCACAAACGGGCCCGCGGCCGUCCUUUACACGCUGGUGGUGGACGGCGGCUCCGUCACGAGAGGUACGGACGAGAAAGGCUUUCUCAAAGGGAACGGACUGUCGUCGGCUGGAGCGACGUUGCACGACAUCGAGCAAUCUGGCUGUGGUGGUCUGGAGGACCAGGGAGACACAACUUUCACAGGGGUCCUGAAGCGGGCCAGUCCCACGCACUGCUCAACUCUAAACGGCCAGCACCCAGGCGGCCUCAUGUACUUGGACAUCAGGAACUUAGGGAAGCGAAUGGAGCUGGCCAAUGGUUUCCACGCAGCGCAACGACAAAAUGUGCCGCCCGCGGAGAAACAGUCCCUCCAGUCCUCUCACAUCCCUGUCCCAAGACACAGGAAGCCCUCAGGUCAUGCAGAUAAGGAGGUGAUGGCUGCCACCGUCCUGACCUCGCUGUCCACAUCCCCUCUGGUGCUCCACCCCGCCUCAACACCCACAGCUGCUGUCCCAGAGCCAGCGAGCAGGGGCUGGAAGGACGCGCUGUCAGCGAGCUACAGCAGUUCCACCAGUGGAAACUGGAGCUGGGAUGCCAGUGACCAAUCAGUGCCCUCCACACCGUCCCCCCCACUGUCCAACGAUGCCAACAAGAGCUUCCUGCUCUCCUCCCAGGGUGACGACAUCUGCGAGGAUGUCACAGAGAGCACGCACUUCCUGUUUGAGGACCCCAUACCCCGGAAGCGAAAGAACUCCAUGAAGGUGAUGUUCAAGUGCUUGUGGAAGAACUGUGAAAAGGUCCUCAGCACUUCCUCAGGGAUCCAGCGACACAUCCGCACCAUCCACCUGGGACGGAACUGCGAUUCUGACUACAGCGAUGGAGAAGAGGACUUUUACUACUCAGAGAUCGAGGUCAACAUGGACAGUCUGUCGGAGGGUUUGUCCAGCCUCACACCUACAUCCCCCACCACAGCUGGCCCCCCUCCUGUCUUUCCUUCUGCACUGGCCGACAUCCCUCACUCCGAACACAUCAGCACGAAUGGGUCACAGUGCCACACCCCUACCCUGCUCAGUCAAUCAGCUCCUUCCAACCUCUGCCACAUCCGGACCGACCAUGCAUACCAGGCCACUGCUCCAGUUAAUAUCCCAGUGGGUGCGGAGUUGGUUGGGUUGGGCAGUGGUAAUGGGACCGGGCCUGGCACUAGCACUGGCACUGAGACAGCGAAUGGCAUCAGUGUGUCCUGGCAGUCACCUCCUGUCAUUUUCAAAGGCCUACCGGGUCCUGUGGCUCAUGUCCGCACACUGAGCAUUGGGGAAAAGAGACAGCCAGCCAGUGCACACAGCACCGUUAACAAGAACCAUGCUUCAGCAGCACCAGCACCCAAACUGACCCCAGGGACCAGGAAACCUCGGGGAGAGGCAAAGAAGUGCCGAAAAGUGUACGGCAUGGAGAAGAGAGACAUGUGGUGCACAGCCUGUCGCUGGAAAAAAGCCUGCCAGAGAUUCACAGACUAACCCACCCACCCCACCGCCCAUUUUUGCCAGAGAUGAACUGCUCCUCAUCCCGGGCUACAACAAGACCGAGGAGACAGGGGAAGAUUUGUUCUUGAUGAAGCUCUCGGCACUGCUUCCUCCAGCCCAGCAGGGGGUCUGUUUGUUCAUUUCUGUUUCUGAACACAAAGAGAAAGUUAAACUGGUGGGUUAUAAAAAUAAUUUUAAAAAAAAAAUCAAAAAAGGAAAAAAAUAGAAAAAUUCAGAGAGAAAAACAAAAGAACUUGAUGUAGGUUUUUAGAGUUUUUCUUCUAAGAUUGAGAGAGUUUUACUCAAUUGAUGAAAAAGGAAAAAGGAAACUUCAGUGAUUCAGAACCCUCAGAUUUUUAAAAAAAUUUGUUUUAACUUCCUGUUUGUUCAAAGCCUCAGUUCAAGGCGACGUUUGAAGACUUCGGAUAAGCUUUUUGGUAUACUCUUGUGCUGUCAUAGUCAGAGCAUCAUUUAAGCUAGUGUUUUGGGGGUAAAUGAUAACUCACCUUUGCAUGUUUCUAUCCAGAAGUGCAAGUUUUAACAUAAGAUUUGCUUCUCAUCACCUAUUGUACAAUAUCCCUCUUUCAUUGUCACUGUAAUGGACAAAAAAAAGAAAGAAAACCUACCAAAGGCAUUUAAAAAUCGCUCUUCUGCUGUAGCGUGUCAAGUUACAGCCAACGUGUCCUCAUAGAUAACCUAACCAGCUGCACUUAGGCAUAACACGUCUACGUUAGCCAGAUAUUGACUCAAUGUCACAACACAUCUUGUCAGUAUCUACUUGUGAAGCAAAUCAAGUACAGCUAGCUGUAUUUUUGCAUAGAUGCACGAAAUCCUUGCACCAAGUGGUACAAAAAAAAUGUCCCUUUGACUUUCCAGAAGUUUUUCUAGAGAUGUACACAGUAUGUGAAAUAUAUUUCCCUCUUCGUUUCUGCAUCUAGAGAUAUGCACCUUGAAGAAAUAUGUCGUCUUUCAGAGUAUCACUGUAACCACAGCGUAUGCCCAAGAGAGUAGAUUUCUAUUUCUUACAGAGUUUAUUCUCAGCAAUUAGUUGCUGAGGCAACUAGCAUUUGCACUGUGCAAUCAGCAGGAUUACAACAUUUGAUAUUGUCUGUCUUGCUUUGAGGUGGUCGUUAGUAUUUUUUUAGACGAGUUUAGCCAGAGAGGCUCACUUUUUACUUUUGACAGCUGGCUUUGCGAUCAGAUUGUUUACCACAAUGUUACUUUAAAUUUGACUGAAAUGUGCUUUGUGUGUAGGUAAAUAACAAAUCAUUACCCAACAAUCACUGCCUGUUGACGAAUCAGGUAUUGUAACUAUUAACUUCUCACAGCUCGAUAUCAAGAAGUUACGUUCUGUUGUCUUUGGAAGUAGUCCCCAUUUACUGCCAAUUUACCCUUCAUCGGAGCCCAACUUUUGAAUUUCUUUUUCCUUUCUUUUCUUUUUAACAUUUAAAGCGCUAAUUCACUGUUAGAACAUUUGAAAAUGAAAAAAAAAAUGAUGUUGUCGAUUAGAAUAAAUUGUUAUUCAUAUAAAUAGGAGUAAGCAUGCUAUGAAGUGAAAAUGUUCAAUCAAAGUGUAAUAAUACUUAAGAAAAAAAAAGGUCUUUAAUAAUAGAUAUCAGACCACAAAAUGUCCCACUAUUAGGUAGAUGAUUAAUCGUAGAUUUUAGAUAUAUUUUAGUUUAUUUUAACCUUUUGGAUGAUCCAUUACACAUGUGACAAAGUAUGAAAACCAAAACGAGUACCAAAAUUGGUCCAUCUAGUAAAAUGACACUCUUGCCCAUUGUAAAAUAUUAUAAAAAUAUUGUCUUGAAAGCAUUUACGCGUUUAAAAUAUUUCAGAGACGCUUGAAUUAAUUUCUCUUUGGGGGGAAAAAAAUGGACAAGAUUCUUCUUUGUAACACUACAGCACUCCUAAAAAGGCCUUCACAAAGAAAUUAGCAGAUGGUUAUAACCUGCAAAAAACAACAAUCAGCUAUAAGCUAUUUUACUGAUAUCACUUCCGUUGCAAUGAACACCAGCUGCAGUAGAAAACACACACAGCAGUGUUUCCAUUGACAAGUGAUGUGCUAGUGCAAAUUUGGAGAAAUCUCAAGUGUUUCUUAGUCCUCAAGGGAUUGGAUUGCAAGACCACCGAUCUGAAAUUGGCUCUCAGUGGGUGAGGGCUGAACAUUAAUUAGCUAGUGUUGACAACAUUGGACGUAGCUUAUGAAUAAAACCAGCAUUUUUGUUAAGGCUAAUUGACAUGUUAUGUAACAUCGGCACCCUGUAUGUAUCGGGUGACUAGAAUUUGUCGACCCCCGUGCCCCACCCCAUGCCGGAUAUCACCGUAUUAUUGUUAUUUGGCUCGACCCUUCCUGCCCCACCCCAUGCCGGAUAUCACCGUAUUAUUGUUAUUUGGCCCGACCCUUCCUGCCCUUGGCCCAUUGUGAUUAGCGGGGCCACCAUAGAAGUGGCAUUUCUUCAGCACGCUAAAUUGUCAAAAUUAUUUGUUGGUAAUCAAAACGAUGUUCACAAAGUGAUGAUUUUGCUUUGUGUAAACCGUAUAAUUGUACUCCUGCUCUGGAGGCAGAGUUGUGACAGUAGACGUAUAUUUUUAAAGAGCUUCAUCUUUGUACUAUUUGAUUGUUACCAGCUUUUUGAAUGUAGUUCCUGCUGUCUCCUCUCCUCUCUCAGCGCUCCCUACACUGACGUGACUGAUCACCAUUCAACCACGUGACUGUUCGACACACACACACACACACACACACACACACACACACACACACACACACACACACACACAGUGCCUGUUUCUUCCCAUAUGAGCAGAUCUUUUGGCUGCGGUACCAUGUGACUUGGUCAAUAGGGAUUGCUGUCACUACAGGGACACUUGCACUGUCAGCUAUAGUCUACUACAACAUUGUAAGUGACCUGUCAUCUCUCGAAAGGAUAAACGAGAACAGACGCCUGACAUUUAAUUGGUUCCCAGCUUGAAUGCAGGUGGUGAAAACAAAACGGACGUUUUUAAGUGUACAAGUUCACCAUUGGCAGUUAAUGUCAUCUCAGCCUGUUCCAAGACCAUAAACAACCAUAUGGUCGUGUUUUCCAUUGAUAUACUUGCCUGUACGGCGUUUAGUCCAACGGCAUCUCAGAUAAGCUAGGUCUCCCUCUCUCUUGCCAGCUACUGAGAGCUCUGGGUGGGCCUCCUCUGGUCAGAAACUUCACAAAGUGCCAAUGAAAAGAACAGAAAAAGGAAAGGUAUACUUUACCUAAUGAAAUUGCACUAACUUGCACUGCGCAAAGACAUGUUUUUAUACAUGGACCUUUUAUACACACAAAUUUUGAAGUUAAUUAAAAAAAAACAAGUCUGUUUUUUGGGGGGGUUUGGGGUGGUCGUCACUGCCUGAUUGAUUAGAUGGGGUUUCAGGGUCGGGGGUUCUGUACCUCUGGGGUCCCCCAUUAGUGAGUGAUUUAACUGGUAGGUCUCGCUCUCUGUGUCAGGUAUAUUGUACACAACACGGUGGUGCUGGUAGUUUGGCGGUACUGGAAAGUACAGCGUGGUACUUUGGUCGACAGUCACUUUGCCUUUUCUCUGGAAUGCGGCUUAGGGGCCAAAAGCAGCACCCGUCUUGUCUCAGUUAUGGGAAAACACUGGUUUCAGUCAGUGGCUACUUUUUACUGUUGUAAUUAAUAGAGGCUUUAUGGUAUUUCGAUGCCAGUUUUCUCAUCAUACAUGCAACCUGCCUUUUCGCCCCUAUAUAUCGUAUCUUUGGGCUUCCUCUACUUAAAAUAAAACUGGUUUAGUUACAUUUUUCAGAGCUGAGGUUGUUAACUACGUGAAAAUAUGUGGUGUUUUUUAGUGCUGGAUACCACUUUGGCUCUCUGUCUCUCUGACCCGGUCAACGUUCUGAUCUGGUUGUUGAUUUAUUUUCCAACGCGAUCCAGAAGAUCUCGCGGAAAACCAGCACUUACUGGCCGUUGGAUUGGACAGUUAUGCAUGCAAUAAGCCAAUCUGGGCCCCGGUCCUUGCACCCGCCCCUGUUCCACCUUUCCUCAAGUUGCACUAAAGUGGCCUAUCAUGUGCCAGAGUGGGGCCAGCAUUUAGCCGAUACGAGCUUGGUCACAGGGUGGGCCCGAGACCCUCAUGGCCAGAAAGAAGUCUGGUAACUAAUGCUGGUCUUGGACACAGAUUAUGGACAGGGAAAUGCCGAUGAUGACGUCACCGAACUAAAAACCCGGUGAACAAUACAAACGCAACCCAGAUAUAUAUGGCGACAGGGCUGUGGGGAGGUGGAGGAGGGGCCUGACGACUGUGGUCGGGUGUUCAGGGGAACUGGGGAUUUACAAAUUGGUGGAAAGGGAACACGAGACAAGCAGUGACGAUUUAGGUGGAUUUGUAGUUUCAGGGCUUUUCCUGUACAUAUGCAACAUAAAAAGAUCCGUGAGAUUUUUUUUUUUCAUAUGAUGUUUGUCGUUUUUCUUUGUCGUUGUAACUCUGUUAUAUGAAAAGGAUUUUUUUUUUACAAUAGAAUUGCUCAGAAUUUUUGUUUCAUUUUUAAAAAGGCAAUUUGAGAAGCUGUAGUGAACAUAACAUGUAAAGACUCGAUGUAUAUUGUAGCUUAGAGGCAUAUGGGGAGAAAAACAAAACAUGUUGAAUGUAAAACCUACGAAAAAAAAACCUAUAAAAAGAAAAAAGACUGUAGCGCUUUCUUAAUUCAGUAUCAAAAAAAAAAAAUUAACACACACAGACAGCUAUUUUCACUCUUCUCGAUCAUAUCAGAUAUCACAACCGCGCAGUAUUGCUUCACUAUCCUACUUUGUGCAAUGAGAUGCUUUAAAAUGGAACAAGAACUAAGUUUAGCUUUCGGUGGCGCUACUCGCUCCAACUCUCGCUGUCUCCCGUCUUUCUCCCCGCCGAGUAGGAUUUCUCUUUUCCCGCCUACUGUGUGGUUGUUGUUGUUGUUGUUGUUUUUCUCAUUGUUAAUAUAGGUGUCGUUUGUGGUUGUGACGUUAAGAUGUUGUCAGGCAGGAUCACAUUUGACCCUUGGUCUCGAUGACGUUUCUCGACCGCGUGGGAAUCUCUGUCCCGCCCUGCACAUUCCAACAGAUGGUGUCUUCCACUUGUCCCGCAGAUACACGUCCCUCCAUUUUCCUUUUCACUACAGCGAUCUGUCUGCGAUCUCUUUUCUAGUCUCUCUCUCUGUCUCUCUCUGUCUCUCUCUCUCUCUCCCCCUCUCUCUGUUUCUCUCUCUUUUGCGCUACCCAGCUUUACUGUGGUCCCACCCAAGCCUUUAUACCCAGUAUAUUAAGCUAACAAAAAACCCUUGUAAUGUGCAUCAUCAAAAGCCUUCAUUUUCCAAAUAUGUCAAAAAAAAUAAAAAAUGUUGUUGCUUUUUUUUUUUUUUUUUUUGAAUGUCAGUUGUGUGUUUGUGUUCAACCCAGCAGCAGCAAAGCGAACGGAUCUCCUUCCAAAUUACAUGUAAUGCAUUGCAAUGGCAGCUCCAUCCAACUCUGCUUCUUCUGUGUUCUUAAAUCAGAGUUCGUUUCUCAACCUGCAAACUGCUGACUCUCGGUUCUCUCUCUCUCUUUUUUUUUCUUUCUUUGAUGACCUUUUAUUUCCCAUUUGGUGUCUUUGAGCUUUACAGUGGCUGGUGUUAAAACUGACCUUUUUAUUGUUGCUUUACUUUUUUUUAUUUCUUGAUUGAUUGGUUGAUUGGUUAAAUUGACUGAUGUCUGGUUCAGUUUGAAAUUGUCGUGCAUGUCUAGCAUCGCUCUUGUUUUUUUUUUCUUUUCUCUUGUUUUGUUCGGAGAUACAACACUGAAGGGUUUUAUGUGUUUGAUCGCCCCUUUAGUCACCGAUGACCCAAGGCUCAUUUCACCUUCAAAGGUGAAAGGCGCUCGAUGUCCCACCCCGGGGCACACUGAGCUCCAUUAAAAGCGUUUGGAGGUGAAGUGUGAUGUCAUCACUAUGGGAGGGGGGAGGGGGGAUUUCUCCUGAGUGUGGGCUUAGGCCUUGGCCGUCAUCAGCGGUCCCACACACACAGCGAGAAAGCUUUGUUUUUUUUUUUUUAGGAGUGGUGCACUCAAGGAUUAUUGUGUGAAUGUUAAGCCUAUGACCAGCGCUUGAGUUAGAUGGAUGACCAUGUAUGAUGCUGAUAAUGUGAUCCAUGUGAUGUCAUGUGAUGGAGAGAAAAAUAAACCUGUAUGGAAGAAG